AUGGCGACUUUCUUCGACAACCUCAAGAAGAGCUUCAACGACGUGCCCGUCGACGCGAGCAAGGACAAUGCCAUCGCGACGACCGAGUUCCUCGAAGCGGCUGAGAGUCUGAUCACGCUGUUCGAUGUUCUUGGUUCUGCGGCGUUCAAGCCCGUCAAGAGCGACAUGACCACCAACAUCAAGAAAAUCCGCGACCGCCAACUCGCCGCCCCCGCGCUGUCGGAAACCCUACAGGAGCUUGUUGUCAACGAGCUGAAGGAGAAGAAACACGUCGCUGCUGAGGGACUGGUGUGGUUGAACCGCGGCCUAGACUUCACAGCCCAAGCCCUCCGCCACAACCUGUCCAACCCGUCCAAGGAGCUGGCCGACUCGUUCCGCGACGCCUACGGCAACACGCUUAAGCCGCACCACUCGUUUGUCGUCAAGCCGCUGUUCAGCGCGGCGAUGAGCGCGACGCCGUACCGCAAGGAUUUUUACGCGAAGUUGGGUGGGGAUGAGGCGAAGACGCAGGGGCAGCUGGAGGAGUGGCUGGCUAGCUUGGAGAAGGUUGUUGCGGUGCUGAAUGAGUUUUUGGUGAGGAAGGAAGCUAAGUGGUAG
Messenger RNA from Dothidotthia symphoricarpi CBS 119687, 597 nucleotides. RefSeq names its product glycolipid transfer protein-like protein HET-C2. Lineage: Eukaryota; Fungi; Ascomycota; Dothideomycetes; Pleosporales; Dothidotthiaceae. Gene Ontology annotation, molecular function: ceramide 1-phosphate transfer activity; ceramide 1-phosphate binding. Gene Ontology annotation, cellular component: cytosol; membrane; cytoplasm. The record is from RefSeq and is a predicted model, not a curated record. Bases 1 to 597 code for a protein of 198 amino acids. Gene Ontology annotation, biological process: intermembrane lipid transfer; ceramide transport. The transcript has 4 exons.